UCCGGCUUUUAGCUCCCACCUUCAUCGUGUAGCAGGAAGUGCUUUGUUGAGCUACUUUCUGCUCAGAAAAUGGAUUAAAUUCGUAUUUUUCUGGAUUUGUCCGAGUCACUCGGUCUCUGGAGAAUGUCUUCCCCGGUGAAGAGUGGGGAUAUUAUCCACCUGAAUGUCGGUGGGAAGAGGUUCAGUACCUCCAGACAGACGCUCACCUGGGUUCCUGACUCCUUCUUCUCCAGCCUGCUGAGCGGCCGCAUCUCCACCCUGAAGGAUGACGAAGGAGCCAUCUUCAUCGACCGCGACCCGUCGCUCUUCGCUCCCAUCCUUAACUUCCUGCGCAGCAAAGAGCUGUACCCGCGCUCCAUCAACGUGCACAUGCUCAUGCACGAGGCCGAGUUCUACGGGAUCACGCCGCUGGUGCGAAAGCUGCAGCUGUGUGACGAGUUGGACCGGUCCUCCUGCGGAAACGUUCUGUUCAACGGAUACCUGCCUCCCCCAGUGUACCCAGCGAAGCGUCGGAACCGCCACAGUGUGGCCGGGUCUCAGUUCAUGGCGGGCCGGGCCGGGCCAGUGGAGCGGGCGCCGGUCCGACGCAGCAACACGAUGCCGCCCAACCUGGGGAACGCCGGGCUUCUGGGCCGGACCGGCGCCGAGGACAGAAUGUCUGCAGGAGGAUUGUCCGAUCCCGGCAUGGUCCGGAUCAUCUGCGGCCAUCACAACUGGAUCGCGGUGGCGUACGCUCAGUUUGUCGUCUGCUACAGGAUGAAGGAAUCCAACGGCUGGCAGCAGGUCUUCACCUCGCCGCGCCUCGACUACGUGAUCGACAGAGUCGCCCUCAACGCCAAGGUGUUGGGCGGGUCGCUUGGAGACAACGACAAGAUGGUGGCCGUCGCCUCGGUGACGGAGAUCAUCCUCUGGUCCAUCUGUCCUGACGGCAACGGGAACGAAAUCGGCGUGUUCAGCCUCAACGUUCCGGCCGAGGCGCUCUUCUUCGUUGGUAACCAGCUGAUCGCUACCAGCCACACUGGGAAGGUCGGUGUCUGGAACGCCGUCACCAAGCACUGGCAGAACCAGGAUGUUGUUCCCAUCAGCAGCUACGACACGGCCGGAUCCUUCCUCAUCCUGGGCUGCAACAACGGAUCCAUCUACUACAUCGACGUCCAGAAGUUCCCUCUGAGGAUGAAGGACAACGACCUGCUGGUGACGGAGCUCUACAGGGACCCAACCGAGGACGCCAUCACCGCCCUCAGCGUCUACCUGACCCCGAAAACCAGUGACAGCGGGAACUGGAUCGAGAUCGCGUACGGAACCAGUUCUGGUACGGUCCGGGUCAUCGUCCAGCAUCCGGAGACGGUCGGUUCCGGUCCGCAGCUCUUCCAGACCUUCUCUGUCCACCGCAGUCCCGUCACCAAGAUUAUGCUGUCUGAGAAGCACCUCAUCUCAGUCUGUGCGGACAACAACCACGUUCGGACCUGGACUGUGACCCGGUUCCGAGGGAUGAUCUCCACCCAGCCCGGGUCCACUCCACUCACCUCCUUCAAGAUCCUGAGUCUGGACGACGUGGACGGACACGGAGGCUGCAGCGCCGGAACCGAGAUCGGUCCAUACGGGGAGCGGGACGACCAGCAGGUGUUCAUCCAGAGAGUUGUUCCGGACACGGAUAAGCUCUACGUCCGGCUGUCGUCAAACGGGAAGAGGGUGUGCGAGGUGCGGUCGGUGGACGGGACGUCCAUCACGGCCUUCAUGGUCCACGAGUGCGAGGGCUCGAGUCGCAUUGGCUCGCGCCCGCGCCGCUACCUGUUCAGCGGCCACGGCAACGGCAGCAUCCAGAUGUGGGACCUGACCACAGCCAUGGAGAUCGCCGGGAAGGUCGACAUCAGAGCUCUGGGCGGGCCGACGGAGGAGGAGCUGCUGGAGCUGCUGGAUCAGUGUGACCUGGCUCUGACCCGGACGCCCGACAGCACGCCCAGGACCUCCACCUGCAGCCUCCACUCUCAGCUCAGCGACAGUUACCGGGCCGACCGUUUCCGCGGUUCACCCGGAGCGUCGGGGUCCUCCGCCUCGCUGAGCGGCAGCCUCCCUCGGCAGACUCCGCCCCCAGCUCCCCUCAGCAGACUGCCCAGAGACGCCGCCCCCUCUGCCAGCUUCCAGAGCCUUUAUGGCCCCACCCACCUCCAGAGCCCCGCCCACCAUCAGGGCCCGAGCCCCCAGGCGCCUCGGUACCACCCGGAGCGGGAGCGGGACCGGGAGGCAGUCCGGCGCGGCAGCUUCGUGGAGCGCUGCCAGGAACUGGCCAAGGGCCCUGAGGCGGCGGCCAGCUCGGCCUUCGGCACGCCACCGUGGUCGGAGGGCAUGAGGCGCAGCGUGGCGGUCUGUAGCGAGCUGGAAGCCAGGUUCAGCCUGCGGACCCCCACCAGCUUCACUGUGUCCCCCGGAGCCCGCUACACCCCAGGGACGCCGUCCUCCAUGUCCGCCUCCCCUCUGCCCUCCUCCUCGCACCGCAGGGCCACGCCCACCUCGCCCACAAGCCCCGCCUCCUCUAUCCCCAGUCCAAGCCGCUCCUUGACCCCUGCGUCAUCCCCUCGCCGUGGCGCUGCGGCGUCGCCCGCUGAGGCGGCGGCGACACCAGAGAGUCCGGCGAGUCCAGAAGGAACCGGAGCGGCGGCGCCGUCCAGCCCCAAACCACACAUGAAUGAGACCAGCUUCUGAUUGGCCAACCAGACCGGCUUCUGAUUGGCCAACCAAAUUGAGACGUUCGGAUUCCUUUAAACCUCUGGAUGGAGUGCUUUUCUCCAGCAGGUGGCACUACAGAGGAAUGAACUCUGCAGCUGGAAUUCUCCAGAACCAAACCCGGUCCAGAAAUCAGGAUGAAGGUUUUUCUUCACUGCAUUAAUUAAUUUCACUCAGAACCUAAGGGAAAAGAUGGACCGGACCGGAUGGGACCGGACUCAGCUGAUGGUGUUUGUGACGUUUUCUAACUUUUAUAUCCGACAGUUUUCUGCUCCGGUUUCUAGAGAAGAUUUAUUUUUAUCAUUUCUACCUGAAGUUUGAUUUAAAGCCUGCAGGGGGCAGCAGGCGAUUCUGUCAGAUUCUCUGCCACCAUCAGUUCCCAACAAAAAAAAAAACUCCGUUUAAGCUCUGAAGUAUUUAUUCCAAAGGUUUUCUAUAAUGCUGAUGUUUAUUUGGAUGUUUUGUGUCUCUGCAGUUCAGCAGAAGGUUUAUGUGAAGAAAAACACUUUGUAUGCAAGAAGUACUUCAGUACAACAUAAAUAUACUUUUCUGUAUUUCUGCCA
Xiphophorus maculatus (southern platyfish) is the source of this 3287-nucleotide messenger RNA. RefSeq names its product SH3KBP1 binding protein 1 (gene shkbp1). The record is from RefSeq and is a predicted model, not a curated record. The transcript is spliced from 17 exons. Gene Ontology annotation, biological process: protein homooligomerization. Bases 124 to 2703 code for a protein of 859 amino acids. Gene Ontology annotation, molecular function: protein binding. NCBI's taxonomy places the organism in Eukaryota, Metazoa, Chordata, Actinopteri, Cyprinodontiformes, Poeciliidae.